Messenger RNA from Aureobasidium melanogenum CBS 110374, 615 nucleotides. Its product is annotated as phospholipid methyltransferase. Bases 1 to 615 code for a protein of 204 amino acids. Lineage: Eukaryota; Fungi; Ascomycota; Dothideomycetes; Dothideales; Saccotheciaceae. Gene Ontology annotation, molecular function: S-adenosylmethionine-dependent methyltransferase activity. The record is from RefSeq and is a predicted model, not a curated record. The transcript has 5 exons. Gene Ontology annotation, biological process: phosphatidylcholine biosynthetic process.
AUGUCAUCCAUCUCUGACUUUGUCGAUCUUGGACAGCCUAUGUUCUGGCUGUCUGCAGCUAGCAUUUGUUUCAAUCCUACCUUUUGGAACACGGCCGCAAGAUCAGAAUACCACAACAAGACCAUUACCAAGCUGUUUGGCGGCAACUCGCUUUACGGCUGCUAUGCCCUCGCCGUGACAAUCUUCACCCUUGGAAUUGUUCGAGACAGCAUCUACGAACGCGCCCUCCGCAGUCAACCCACGCACCCACUCCUUCUUGGACCUAUUCCUGAGGCCUUGGCCAUCGCUCUCUUCGCAUCUGGAAACGUUCUCGUGCUUACAUCCAUGUACGCUCUCGGCGUCACGGGCACCUAUCUUGGUGACUACUUCGGCAUCCUAAUGGAUGAAAUGGUGACUGGUUUCCCGUUCAACGUGUGCUCGGCACCCAUGUACUACGGCUCUACCCUCAGUUUCCUUGGAUCGGCAUUGUGGUUCGGCAAGCCUGCGGGAGUGAUCCUAACGGGACUGGUGUUCUUGGUUUACAAGGUUGCUUUGACAUACGAGGAUCCAUUCACUGCUGGCAUCUAUGCAGAGAGGGAGAGAAAGGAGAAGACCGAGGGCAAGAAGGUCCGUUGA